AUGCCAUUGUUCCCGCUCACCGUAACUGUUCUGCUGGUUCUUCUUCAUAGCACCUCUGCAAGAAAGGCAUACAUGGAGCGAAAUCCGGCGCUGCAAGAGUAUCAGAAUCAAUCUUCGUGCUUCCCGCUCGAAGAGACAUGGCACAUGGCAUACAGAAACUACGAGUUUGAUCCCGCAAUGGGCUACGCAGCUCGUUGUGUCAGAUACGGCCAGACUCGCUCCGGACGAAAUGGCCGUCACCCUGUCAUUCUCACGUACAAGCCAAACGUUGUCAUUGAUCUAACAGUGACCCUCAGAUCGACUCCAGGGUACACAGCCAAAAACGUAAUGAAUUUUCAUCCUCGAGGUUGUGAAAGCUUUCUGUCGGCCUAUUCAGUGUACAAAGACAACAAGAAGGGCAAUAUACUCCGUGUGCCAUACGCAGGCGAAGGGGCAUGCGCCCUGCUCGUUCCCAAGAGUCAACUGGGAAACCACUCGGUUUGCUGCGACUUCAUCUUUGACCUCCUCUGUGGCAGCGGCACCAAGUUCAACAUAUCCGACAGCAGCUGCCCGUAG
Messenger RNA from Ixodes scapularis (black-legged tick), 555 nucleotides. RefSeq lists its product as uncharacterized. The record is from RefSeq and is a predicted model, not a curated record. The transcript has 5 exons. NCBI's taxonomy places the organism in Eukaryota, Metazoa, Arthropoda, Arachnida, Ixodida, Ixodidae. Gene Ontology annotation, molecular function: amine binding. Gene Ontology annotation, biological process: symbiont-mediated perturbation of host defenses. Bases 1 to 555 code for a protein of 184 amino acids.